UUCUCUUACCUUUUGCUAUUCGAUCAGGAAAUGCACGUGUCACUGCGCCACUCUAUCUCAUGUAUUCAAUGUACACACGCUGCGUAUAAGACUCCCCUGCGCAAUCAUAUAGAAAGCGGCAGUUUCUAUCUCUCCAUAGUUCCAUGCGAUGGCUCUGGCCCGUAUCUUUUCCUUUUUCACUCUCCCACCAUCCAGAAUACCUUGUUCAGCCACAAUGCAAACGGUUAUAAACAUAGCAAACGUACAUUCACUCUCGCUUUAGGGCUAACCUUAAUAGGAAAGUCAACUCUAUGCUCUAUAUAA
This is a messenger RNA of Periconia digitata, 303 nucleotides long. Lineage: Eukaryota; Fungi; Ascomycota; Dothideomycetes; Pleosporales; Periconiaceae. The record is from the annotation of a GenBank genome assembly.